GUCAGCCUCAUUAUCCGGUUCACUCGCGUGAGCCGCAGCAACCGCCUCGCUCCCUCGACUCCGCGUCUACUAAACCUCCUCCUGGCGUCUCCCUGUGCAAUUCUCCGCCGCUUAGUCUCUCAUUUCUAUGUCGAGCACGCGGUAUGAACCGCUGUUGCACGACCCCGACGAUGAACCAGAGCACGAUCAAAUUCUGAAGAAGCAUACGCUGCAGCCUCUGCACGUCCGUCCGCAGACAUACUAUGGGGACGGGCCGUUCGACGCGCCGAGUUCAGAUGAGGAGGACGAGGCGUUGUUGUUUGAGAAAACAUCCCCGACAAGUCCUAGUGUGGCCGAGCGUGGCAUGGGCGCGUUGCCCAAGCGGGCCAGCUCCGUCCGCCUGCUCGUCAUCGCACUCGCGUCCCUGGUCGGUCUUUCGGCGCUCAUCGGGAUAAUAGCGGCCAAUUCCUACGUCAGCAACACCUACCGCCCGCCCGGUGUGCGCAAAAUCACCAUGGACCACGUCUACAAUGGGACAUUCGCGGUGGACAGACGGAGUCUCGCUUGGGUGCCGGAAGCGGGAGAUGGUGUGUUCUCGAUUUUCGAGGACGGCUAUAUCAAACUGGUUGACCUCAAGACGAACGUCACCAAGGACCUUGUGUAUAUGUUUGACGUGAAUAAUAACGGGCUGCCGCUCUCAUGGGCCACAUGGAAACUCUCUCCGGACAUGAAGUAUAUCCUCGUCAAGUCGGACCAUAAGAAGUUGUGGAGGCACUCCAGCUUCGGGAACUACUACAUCCACGAGAUUGCGUCCAAGAAAACCACGCCGCUCAUUCCACCUACUUAUCCUCCCACGGUGUCCUACGCGACAUGGUCUCCGACCGGCGAAUCCAUCGCGUACGUGACAGGAAACGAUCUUUACAUCCUGCCGUCUCCCUCGGCCAAGGCUCCCAUCCGCCUGACGACAACGGGCUCUACGUCAUUGUUCAAUGGUGUGCCGUCUUGGGUCUACGAGGAGGAGAUCCUCUCGGGCGACCACGCGCUGUGGUUCUCGCCCUCCUCGACGAAGCUGUCUUUCCUGAUCUUCGACGAGAGCCUGGUCGACGAGUACACCUUCCCUAUCUAUAAUCCUACCGAGGACUCGGAUGCCGUCGUCCCAUACCCCGGCGAAGUGAAAAUGAAAUACCCGAAGCCGGGUUACAAGAAUCCGCUGGUCAAGGUCGCCGUGUUCGACCUCGCCCAUUAUCUCGUCGAGCAGAACGCUACGAGCAAGCCCGCGGUGGAGAUUCUUAUGCUCGACUGGGCCGGGCGACACAAGGAGGACGACAGCAUCAUCUCGGAGAUCAAAUGGGUCUCGGAUACCGCCCUCAUCCUGAAGGAGGUCAACAGGAACGCGGACAACGGCAGUGUGGUGUUGUUUGACAAGCUGGACAAAUCGACGUCGCUUCUCUCAUCCAAAAGGGCGCGCGGCAUUGUUGUUCGUCAGCUGGGGAAAGACGGUGAGGAGGGAGAUGACGGCUGGAUCGACAGCUUCCAAAAUAUGUAUCCCCUCCACUCCUCGCUCGUGAGCACCCUUUCAGCUGGCACGUCGUCUGGCGCGUACUUGGAUGUCGUGCCGAGCCCCGAAGGGUACAAUCAUCUGGCGCUGUUCAGCCCGCCCACCAGCUCGAAGCCCAUCUGGCUUACUUCCGGGAAAUGGGAGGUCACCCGCGGCGUCAAGGGUGUUGACCUCGAAAAGGGAAUCGUCUACUUUGAGGCAGCCAAUCCUCUUUCGACGUCCCGUCACCUGUAUUCUGUUGCCCUCCCUUCUCUGAACCUGGCUGCGACUACGAAGCCGAAGAUUGCGGCCCCCAUCGCACUCACGGAUACCUCAGAGUCGGCUUACUACUCGUCCGACUUUUCGCCGGAAGCAGGAUUCUACCUUUUGAGCUACAAUGGGCCGGGCAUCCCUACGCAGUCUGUCAUUCAAGCCAACAACAGCGAUUUCGAGUACAUCCUGACCACGAACGAGCGCCUGGCCAAUGUCACGAUGGAGUACGAAGCACCGACCCGGUCGUUCUCGACCAUCGAAGUGGACGGGUUCGAACUGAAUGUCCGUGAAAUCCGGCCCCCGCGGAUGGACGACAGUGGCCGCACCAAGUAUCCUGUCCUGUUCUACGUGUACGGCGGGCCGUUCAGCCAAAUGGUCGACCUGUCCUUCCAGCGAGGCGAUUGGGCAGAGUAUCUCGCCUGCGGGCACUCGUAUGUCGUCGUGACGGUCGAUGGGCGGGGGACGGGCUUCAAGGGCCGGGCUCUGCGGAACCCUGUCAAGGGCAAUCUCGGAUUCUGGGAAACCAAGGACCAGAUUGAGGCUGCUCGGUAGGCUUCCACAGUUUAUGUGCACAUCGAAGCGCUGACAGUGAAAUCAGCAUCUGGGCCGCGAGGGACUAUGUCGAUCCGAAGAGGAUAGGUGUCUGGGGAUGGUCGUACGGCGGAUUCAUGGCUGCAAAGGUGGUCGAGGCUGAUGCUGGCAUCCACUCCUUGGCCAUGUCUGUAGCGGUGAGUGGUUUCCACCCCUUCCAUGCGCGAUGAUCCUCAAGUCUCGGUGCAGCCCGUGACGAGCUGGAAGAUGUACGACUCGAUCUACACCGAGCGCUACAUGAAUCUCCCUUCGCUGAAUCCGGGCGGCUACGUCAACGCCUCGAUCUCGAACGUGACCGCGUUCGAGAAGGUGGACUACCUGCUCGCGCACGGCAGUGCGGACGACAACGUGCACUUCAGCAACUCGGCGCAUCUGCUGGACAUGUUCACCAAAGCGCACAUCCGCAACUUCCGGUUCAGGAUGUUUACGGACAGCGAUCACGGGAUCAACAGGCGCGGGGCGAACCGGGAGGUGUAUGAGUAUAUGACUGCUUUCUUGACUGAGAAAUGGGGAAAGGGGGGCAGGAAGCGUGGAUGGUAGAUUAUAUUACUUAUCAGGACGUUGGAGAUUGUCUGCAUCUUAUUCAUAUGCUUGCACUUGUUUGGCGA
Messenger RNA from Mycena citricolor, 2988 nucleotides. The record is from the annotation of a GenBank genome assembly. NCBI's taxonomy places the organism in Eukaryota, Fungi, Basidiomycota, Agaricomycetes, Agaricales, Mycenaceae.